Engraulis encrasicolus (European anchovy) is the source of this 1042-nucleotide messenger RNA. RefSeq lists its product as uncharacterized. The transcript is spliced from 5 exons. Lineage: Eukaryota; Metazoa; Chordata; Actinopteri; Clupeiformes; Engraulidae. Bases 114 to 830 code for a protein of 238 amino acids. The record is from RefSeq and is a predicted model, not a curated record.
UUGCGUAUUGGAGGAGAGAGAUGUUGAAAUAUCCAAUAUCUGCGAGGGAGAGAGAGGGUUGAAACACACCAGUUUUUUGUAGUUCAGAAACCUGAGCCUGCAAAGAUUUGACAAUGAAUCCGCUCGUCUUUACUCUUCUGCUGGUGUCUACCUGCAGUGCUGAUGUCCAAGACCUGACGGGGAAGGUGAUGUUCUUCUCGGGAGACGUGGCCCACGUGGAGAUUCCCGUCUCGAGGGACAUCGACAACACAGUCACCGUGUGCCUCCGAUACCGUCGUACAGAACACAACAACGACACUAAACAGGUCCUGUUCACCUUGCAAACACGGUCGGUGCCACUCGGCCUGCAGGUGAGAAGGUCGGACGAUGACUUCACGGUCAAGAACAGGCAUGACCUGAUACGCUACCGCAACAUGUUUAGACAGAGGAAGGGGGCCGGCGAGUGGAACUCUGUGUGCGUGACCCGGGACUCAGAGACUGCACGAGUCACAACAUUGGAGCGCGUGCAGCUGUGGGUGAACGACAUGCGAACGCUGAGGGGGCUCAUCAACACGGUGUGGAGGCGUACGCCGGGCGACCUCGCCCCGAAACUCUCGCUGGGCAAGAGCAGGCCAUUUCAGGAGGGCGAGACCCCCGACACCACGGACUACCACCCGUUCCUGGGCGAGGUGAAGGACGUGCACGUGUGGGACCUCAUCCUCUCCCCGUGCGAAAUCAAGAGGUUCAUCGACUACAAGGAGGGCUGCAGCGACGCGUUCACGCCGGGAAACGCCGUCAACUGGAAGGCCUUGGAGUUCACCCAGGGCACAGUCAGCAUCAAGCAAGCAUAGCGGAGGAUUCAGAUAGAUAGAUAGAUAGAUAGAUAGAUAGAUAGAUAGAUAGAUAGAUAGAUAGAUAGAUAGAUAGAUUGAUUGAUUCAAGCCAGCAACGCAAAAAAAUUUGUUAGGCCUAUUGGAAAUCUGCUUUGUGAUUUGAAGCUGAUUUGAGAUUGAUGAUGACACAUUUUUGUUUUCUUUUAAUUCCUGUCUUAAAACAAUAAAAA